Messenger RNA from Dendronephthya gigantea, 2640 nucleotides. RefSeq names its product palmitoleoyl-protein carboxylesterase NOTUM-like. Lineage: Eukaryota; Metazoa; Cnidaria; Anthozoa; Malacalcyonacea; Nephtheidae. Gene Ontology annotation, molecular function: hydrolase activity. Bases 731 to 2134 code for a protein of 467 amino acids. The transcript has 12 exons. The record is from RefSeq and is a predicted model, not a curated record.
UGGGUAUUUCUCGCUACUUUGAUGUGUAAACAUUGAUUUUCAUAAUCGUGGUGAGUCAAUAUUGACUUGGUUUUAGUAUGAAGCUAUUAAGGUCAUUCUUUGGUUAAUUGGGUCAACCUGCCGCCCGCGCUUAUCUCCCAGACUUGCCGCACUUGUUUUGAGCUAGUAAAACCUGAAUCGAUCAUCCUAUAAACCUUACGGUUUGCGACUCUUCCAUAACUGUCGCAAUCCUUCAUCCUCGGUCAACACUCCAGCGAUAGCUUCAUUUCUAUGGUCCAUUUUUUUAUCCAGCUCUUCAUUCGUCAAUCGCUAUACACAAAGUGGGAGCACGCGUCUUUUCUCUUUCUUUGGUAUUUAGGAUAAUUAUCCUCAUUAAGUUAGCAUUGUUUUCGUAUGCCGCUAAUUACAUCUACAAACAGAUUUUGCCGUCAAGCGGCAAGAGGUCGUUAUGACGAGAGACGCACGCUUUACGUUUAAGCUAGAGGAAGCUUUCAGCUGCUGGUAGUUUAGUUCAACCUUUGCCGACUGCGGAGCUUCCCUGUGUAGGAUCGUCAAUUUUUGAAUUUGCGAAGCAUCUUCAUCAAGUAGCAACGUCUCAGUUUAACUUAACGUGCUAACUCUUUCAUCUCGUGGGCGGCUCAAGGAAAGAUUCAGACGCGAGGGUGUUAUUAUUUUUGAGUAUCUUGCUUGUCCAGCGUGUUGGUGUCCUGCAUUUUUGUUCCAUCUUAAAAUGUCAUCAGGAAAGACGUCAUAUUUUGCUCUGUUUCUGAUCAUCAUCUUAUACGUGACCGCCGCUCCGUUUCCAAGCAAUGGUCCAGCAAGAAAAAUUCAAAUGUUACAAUAUAGAGUGAAAUAUUUAACUCGGGAAUUACUGAAGUGUCAGGAGGAGGACAAACUGGAUUUACAUCUGCGCUCCUUUCAAAAUAGACAAAUUACUUGUAAUGAUGGAACAACGGCUGGAUAUUACAUCAAGAGAUCGUAUGAGAGUAACAAGUGGAUUAUAUAUCUGGAAGGUGGCUGGUAUUGCUUCAAUGAUGCAUCCUGCACGCAACGUAUGAAUGUGCCGGAUAGAAAGAGUUUGACUUCAUCCAGAGACUGGUUGUCAAAGAGAAGAGGCUUCGGAAUUUUGUCCCCAAUUGCCAUGGAGAAUCCAACCUGGUAUAACGCUAAUCAUGUAUUGAUUCCAUAUUGCUCGAGCGAUGCGUGGAGUGGAAAUGUAUCUCGUCAAGAAUCAGGAGGAAAAUUUUCUUUCAUGGGAUACAGAAUCAUCAACGAGGUUAUUAAGGAGCUUUUGCCUCAAGGCUUGCUAGAAGCCAAGCAUUUACUACUAGCUGGAAGCAGUGUUGGUGGGAUUGGUGUGAUAAUGAGCAUUGAUCGUGUAGCUCAAAUGCUGUCUGCCGCUGGAUCUUCGUGCAAGGUUCGUGGUAUCUCAGACUCUGGUUGGUAUCUCGAAAAAAUUCCAGAUUUGAAGAAAUGUAAAAAUGACCCAAGGAGUUGCAAUAAGCCUUCACAGGCAAUCAGAAAAGGAAUGAGGUACUGGAAUGGUGUCGUUCCAAGUGCAUGCAGAGAAGAGUUUAAAACCGAACCAUGGCGAUGCUAUUUCGGUCACAAUGUUUACCGAACUCUAAGAAGCCCGCUAUUCAUUUUCCAAUGGCAAUAUGACCUGACACAAGUCAUAGUUAACAACCCGACAACCCAUCACGAACAAAGUUUUGGACAAGAAUUGAUAAGGAAACUUAUGAUGUUAGCCUCCGACAUGAAAACAUCGAUGAGGAAUAAUCGUUUAAAUGCGGUGUUUCUCCCGGCGUGCAUGGCACACUCAACACUUACCAACAGCGACUGGCUGUCAGUGAAAGUGAAAGGAUACACUCUCAAUCGCGCUAUAAACUGCUGGAUUAGUAAGGAUGAUCUCAAGAAUACAACACCUUCACCUAACCUGGCUUCUGCUCACUGCAAGUCCGCGUUAAUCGACGAUUGCUCGCAACCUCUAUGCAAUUCUCUCUGCCCUGCCCCCCGGAAUCCGUUCACUGGCGAAUUGUUAGCAACUCCAACCAACAGCACAAUCACACCCUCACCCUCACUUGGACUGGCGGGAAUGCAAAAUGAUCAGAAUCCGAGACAAAAUAAUGGGUAGAGACUUAAAGACAAGGAAACAGAUGUAUAAAGUUUUAUUACCGCAUUAUAACAAUAUUUACAUCUUUUAUCAAGAUGGCGUAGAGUAGAUUAUAUAUAUACAAAGUCUUAGUGGAAAUUCGCUAAAGUUUUAUGAAUUUUGCUGUGAAGUAAUGAUUGGGAUUGAAGAGGAUUACCAUUGCAGCUUGCAUUGUUAAAUCAUUAAACUUUCCGAGCAAAAAGUGUAAUCAAAAUAUCCUAAAGAGAUAAAGAAAUUAGAGUUAAUAUAUGGAAAUAAAAUAUUAGGAUUACGUAUACUGUAAAAGUCAGGUUCAUUUGGGAGUGGCGCAUUUGAAAAAAAUGAAUGAUGAUUGUCAGAGAUGCAUCGCAUGGGAGAAAUGGAAUAACAUGGAGUCGUGGACAUAGGUAUCAUUUUUCUGGGGCUUUCAACUUCUCAAGUACUUUAAUAUAAACAAAGAAAGUGUAAAUAUACAGUUUUUAUAUAACAAGAUUAUUUAUAUAUAUCUA